UGCCAGAAGAAAUCUUGGGUUCUUGAGACUUGUGGCUGAUUCUCCCUGGCUGCACCAACAAUCUACGCUUCUUGAAGCCAUUAGAAGAUAUGAUCAGCUAUGGAUGCCAUUGAUUGCUGAUCUUACAACAGGGUCAAAGCCUCCGAUGAUUCUUCCACCACUUGAUGUUGAAUGGGUCUGGUAUUGCCAUACACUUCAACCGGCCAAUUACAGGGAUUACUGUGAGUCAAGAUUCUCAAAACUCAUUGGAAAACCAGCUAUAUUUGAUGAAGAGAAUGAAGAAUAUGCAUUGGACAGAUGCAGAGAAAUCUGGGAGUCCAAAUUCCCAUCUGAGCCUUUUGAAAAUGAAGCUGAUUCCAAUUUGGAGUGUUGUUCAUCUGUUCUUAGUGAAGAUCUGUUGGAUCAAAUGUCCAAGCAAAGAAAUCUGAACACAAGGUUUUCGGAGCCGUAUUAUUCUGAAAUGGUGUAUUUGGUGGCAGCCAAGCAAAGAUACAAAGGUUUCAUUUACAUGGUUCAUAGGUUUGGCGAUGAAUGUUCUUGCUUAGUUCCCACCUCAGAUGUUCUGUUGAUGUGGCUUACUCAUCAGAGCUAUCCAACAGUAUAUGCAGUGGAUGUUAAGGGGUUGGAGGGAGAUAUGGAGAAAAUAGUUUGGGUGUGGGAAGCUGUGAAAGAAGAAGACAUAGAAGAAACCAAAAUGCUGUGGGAGAGAACUUUUGACCAACCAUAUGAGAAAGCUGGUGGUGGAGCCAUCACAAGGCCUAUUACCAAUGAACCACCUUUUUACUGGGACGUAACGAACACUGAUGUCAACACCAGAUACAAGUCAAUGGUGCCCAGGUUUUUAUUCGAGGUGUGCGUAUCAGUAAAACUUAUCUCAAAUAUCAGGCAAAUGAAGACAGAUCCUAAACGAGAAUUUCUGCGUCUUCGAAUGGCAAAGUGUCACAGGGAGGUGAAAAUGGACAAACCAGUAUCUCAAUUCACAUCAGAAUCAUGGCAAAAAGCAUGGCAUCUCUACUGCGAAUUUGGUACCAAAGGACUAAUACUUGAGCUUCGACACCGUGAUGGCUGCUGCUUUAAAGGUAGUUCUCUGCGGGAGAGCAUUUCAUUUGCUUGGAAUGACUUGUUACGGGCACCCUCUCUCACAUUAGGAAAAGAGAUUGAUGAAAGAGUAAGGACUACGGCUUCAAUUACUCCACCUGUACAAGCAUCGUAUUUGUUGAAAUGUGUGCCGGACCGGGUGACAGAUGACUCAGGUGCAAUGAUAUCAGAUGUAAUCCUGAAAAUGAAUCAGUACCGACCGCAGGAAGGUAGAUGGUUAUCUCGGACGGUUCUGGAUCAUGCCAGCAGAGAGUGUUUCGUUGUUCGAAUGAGAGUUGGAGGUGGUUUUUGGCGAAGAGGGGCUGAAGCUCCUACAGCUGUGAAAUGGGAGGACCGUAUUAUAGAGAUACGGGAGGGUUCUUGGUCUUACGUUACCGGUUCCAGUUCCAUCGGUAGAUCGCCUGAGAAAGUGGUCGGAACCGCUACACCAAAAGAACCACCGGAAGGGUUCCAAGCUUCGUGGAGCUUCUCAACAGGAAAUGAAUUGCUAAUACAAUACGAUACAUCAUCAUCAUCCAUCUCCGGCUUGAGAUUUGAUCUACAAAAUAAAACAUCUUCUGAACCAAUGGUAAAGCUGUUGCCUGGGAGACAAAUGCAAUAUCAGGUCAAUAACUCCGGUCUAGAGACUAAAGCCGGAAAAGAUGGCAGAAACAAGGAAGUAACAAAGGAAGAAGGAAGCACCGAGGAACACGAAUUUGUAACCAUAAUUAGGUACUCGGAGGACAACCUGACUGGAAAAGCCACUGCGCUUCUGAACUGGAAGCUGCUCGUGGUGGAGGUGUUGCCGGAAGAAGAUGCAGUUCUAAUACUCCUUAUCUGCCUGUCAAUACUCCGAAGUGUAUCCGAAUUCAAAAGGGAAGACCUGGGAAGCUUGUUGGUCCGGAGGAGAAUACAGGAAGCUAAGAUUGGGGACAGGGACUGGGGGUCGGUUUUUCUCCACCCUUCGUCGUAUUCUCCAUCAGUUUCUUCUCCAUAUCUUCAUCCCUGGUAUUGGAAUGCAAAGCUGGUUAUGACAUCCCAAGUGAAGGAUCAGGCCGUAGCUCCACCGUCUUCAAAUUAUUCGCAGGCGGAAGGCGGGGAGAGAUUGUACAAAAGCGGAAUAAUACCUUGAAAAUGAUAUGUUUGAUCUGUGAUUUGUGAAAGAAUAGGAAUAGGAAGAGUCUGUUUUAUCAUCCGGCUUCCUUUUUUGUUGUUCUUUCUGAAUUUGAUAAUUUGUGAAGGACUUGUGGAAGAGAGUGAUCAGGUUGGAUUUCAAUGAUGAUUGGAUUAAGAGGGUAUGUUGCUGUUCAUAUAUUUGUUUGGAACUUACAAGAUAUUUGGCAUUAUAA
Sesamum indicum (sesame) is the source of this 2426-nucleotide messenger RNA. RefSeq names its product enolase (DUF1399). The record is from RefSeq and is a predicted model, not a curated record. Lineage: Eukaryota; Viridiplantae; Streptophyta; Magnoliopsida; Lamiales; Pedaliaceae.